Tachyglossus aculeatus (Australian echidna) is the source of this 994-nucleotide messenger RNA. RefSeq names its product CMRF35-like molecule 6. Gene Ontology annotation, cellular component: plasma membrane. The record is from RefSeq and is a predicted model, not a curated record. Lineage: Eukaryota; Metazoa; Chordata; Mammalia; Monotremata; Tachyglossidae. Gene Ontology annotation, molecular function: transmembrane signaling receptor activity. The transcript has 4 exons. Bases 45 to 683 code for a protein of 212 amino acids.
GCUUUAUUUUUGCUGUCAGAAGAACAAGAUUAGAAGACGAGACAAUGCAACUACCUUGGGCUCUGCUUUUUUCCUUGCUACCUGGCUGUUUUCCAGUGAGAGACUUCACGGAGGUGAAGGGCAUCGUGGGAGGAUCCCUGAGUGUGCAGUGCCCAUAUGAAGAGAAACACAGGAUGCAUGGGAAAUCCUGGUGCAAAGAACCCAAUCUGGAUUUAUGUAUCACCAUGGUUGAAACCAACGGGUCAGAGGGAGAGGUGAAGAAGGGACGAGUAUCCAUCAGAGACAAUCACUACAACCGCAUCUUCACAGUGACCUUGGAGAACCUGACAGCAGAUGAUGCUGCCUCUUAUGUCUGUAGGAUUGACAAAACCUUUAGCUUUGUACCCCUGUUGUGGUUUACAGUGUCUAUCUCCCAAGAAACAGUGGUGAACACAAGCAAGGCAGCAACAUCGACUGCUGAAAUAACAAACACUACACAAGGGUUACUGGACAGGAGUUUGCCUAACGACAAAGACUCUUCUAGGAGAUCUCUUCCACACAGGUCGUCUCUCAGCAACAUCUUUGUGGUCCUGAUCUUCCUCACCAGCUUGAAGAUGCCCAUUUUCCUGAGCUUGGUCUCAGUGGCCAUCUGGAUGAAGAUAUUGCAGAGGAGUCAGAGGGCAGCGAGUGCCGGUCACCACUGAGGAGCUCAUGCUUUCCGCCCCAGCGUCCAGCGACAGAGCCCAAGGUUCCGGAGGCUCAAUGAGCAGAGCCUGCAUCAUCUGACAACCUGCUUCCAAGGAGGGUGGGGAGGGCUGGGGCUGGAUCACCCAAACUGGGCAUCUCUCCAGAUGUUCUCCACAGGACAGUGUGGAAAGCAGCAAGCAGCAGGGACCCUAACCACCCAAGACUAACCUCUGCCUGGGCCCAAGAAUAGGCCAACCCUAUUCUUUGGAAGGCAAAGGUGAAGCCAACUCGCUAAAAUGCACAACGGUCGAUAGAUUCAGAAUAAACA